Telopea speciosissima is the source of this 424-nucleotide messenger RNA. RefSeq lists its product as uncharacterized. The transcript is spliced from 2 exons. The coding region runs from base 38 to 424 and encodes 128 amino acids. Lineage: Eukaryota; Viridiplantae; Streptophyta; Magnoliopsida; Proteales; Proteaceae. The record is from RefSeq and is a predicted model, not a curated record.
GUCCAACGAUGUCCGAAGCUGCUUACGGAUUACAACAAUGGAGAAAUGGCGAAUCACUUCACAUCGCCUGCUCAGGCACUCUCCGAGAAUUAUACCUGGGACUUCUCCAAGACCUGGUUUCGAGGGAUCAAUCCAACGUUCAGGUUCCAAGGAUAAUCUCGGAAGAGCAGAACGAUAUUUUCAAAAUGAAAAGCAGAACGUUGUAACAUAUUCCCAUCCUUUAAGAGAUUCCAUUGGAAACCUUCAAAAAUUUCCGGCAAGAAAUUUGUACAAAACUUACGGAAUCCAUUGUCGUUCUUUUGCUUCUGGGGCUGCAAGAGUUCAGAGGAACCCUUCAUUUUUAAGGGUAAAUUCUGAUGACAUUGCGUUUUUUAAAGAGAUAUUGGGGGAAAAAAUGUCAUUCAAGACGAAGAUAGGCUGUUAA